CGGGGAGGAUCAAUGGAUGUAGAAAACGGGGCCGAGGGUGUUAAGUUUUAGCCCCGGGAGCCCCGGACCGCUACAACGCGGACAGCAGCCAGCCGCGCGCAGGAAGAGGAGGAGCCGACCGGGCAAGGGGGAGCCACCGCGCGGGCUCGGGGCUGGGUCGGAAAAGCUGCCUCACGGGCGCCCGCCCUCCGGCCCCUCCGCUCCUUCCCUUCCUCCCCGGGCCUCCCUUCUAGUCUCCGCUGCGCCCUCCCCGAGGCAGCGUUUGCAGCGGCCUUGCCAUGUCUCAGCCGGGCCAGAAGCCCGCCGCCUCCCCGCGGCCCCGGCGCGCUGCAGCGGCCCGCCAUACACAGGAGCAUGUCAGUGGAAAAACCAGUGGAUCACCUUCCAAGUCCGGAGAAAAGAAAGGAUCAGAUGAGAAAAAAGCAACAAGCCUUGAGAGCAGUCAGCCUUCCAGAACCCAUGCUGGUGGAACAGCCCCGGCCACCAAGGCAUCAGCUUCUUCUGCUUCCACCAGCAAGUCUUCCAGUAUGAAUCCCAUGGAAGCCAAGGCUGCAAAAACAGAACCUGAGAAGAAUCCACAGUCAACUAAGCCAUCUGUGGUUCAUGAGAAAAAAACCCAAGAAGUAAAGCCAAAGGAACACAAAGAGCCAAAGAGCCUAUCCAAGCAUGCAACAGAUACAGAAAGCAAGCAUGUUCAUAAGGAAAAAGCAGCGUCCAGAUCAAGUGAGCAGCUGACGUCAGAGAAAUCAACAAAACCAAAGACUAAAUUACAGGAUGCAGUUUCUGCCGGCCGGGAGGGCAUUGUUGCUGGGCUAGCUGCAGCAUCUGCCACCCCAGCUAAACAGAAAAAAGAAAAGAAAUCAUUAACGUCGGCUGUACCAGUUGAAUCCAAACCGGGUAAACCAUCUGGAAAGUCAGACAUGGACUCUGCUUUGGAUGACUUAGUAGACACCCUAGGAGGACCUGAAGAAACUGAAGAAGAUAACACAGUGUAUACUGGACCUGAAAUUUCAGAUCCAAUGACUUCUACCUACAUAGAGGAAUUAGGUAAAAGAGAAGUCACACUUCCUCCAAAAUACAGGGAACUUUUGGCAAAAAAAGAAGGUAUCACAGAGCCUCCUCCAGACUCUUCGAAACCCAUGGGGCCCAGUGAUGCCAUAGAUGCUUUGUCGUCUGACUUCACCUGCACUUCUCCUACCCCUGGUGGAAAGAAAACUAAGGAAGAGAAAUCCACAGAAGAGAUUUUAAAAAAAGCUCAGCCGGCCACGGUAAUCAAAAGUGCUGCUUCACCCCAAGAAAAGAAAAGAAAGUUGGAGGAGCAGGACACAAUGAGCGAUCAAGCACUGGAGGCUCUUUCAGCUUCGCUGGGCAGCCGGAAGCCAGAACCUGAGCUCGACCUCAGCUCCGUUAAGGAAGUCGACGAGGCAAAAGCCAAAGAAGAGAAACUAAAGAAGUGUGGUGAAGACGAGGAAACCGUCCCAUCAGAGUACAGAUUAAAACCAGCCACAGAUAAAGAUGGAAAACCACUAUUGCCAGAGCAUGAAGAAAAAUCCAAGCCUCUGAGUGAAUCAGAACUCAUUGAUGAACUUUCAGAAGAUUUUAGCCAGCCUAAAAGUAAAGGAAAACAAUCUAAGCCAUCUGAAAAAACGGAAGAAUCUCAGGCUGCUGCCCUAACUCCUGUGAGCGAGGCCGUGCCUCGGACUUCCAUGUGUAGUAUACAGUCGGCACCACCCAAGCCACCCACCUUGAAAGGCAUGGCGCCCGAUGAUGCGGUAGAAGCCUUGGCUGGCAGCCUGGGGAAGAAGGAAGCAGACCAAGAAGAUGUAAAGCCCAUGGCGGAUAAAGUGAAGGAGAAAGCCAAAGAAGAGGAUCGUGAAAAACUUGGUGAAAAAGAAGAAACCAUUCCUCCUGAUUAUAGACUAGAAGAGGUCAAGGAUAAAGAUGGAAAACCACUCUUGACAAAAGUGUCCAAGGAAUCGCUUCCACCCAUGAGUGAAGACUUCCUUCUUGAUGCUUUGUCUAAGGACUUCGCUGGUUCCCCAAACUCUGCAUCUCUUAAAUUUGAAGACGCUAACCUUCCUGCUGUCAUCUCUGAAGUGGUCUCCCAAACCCCAGCUCCCACCACGCACUCUGCCGGCCCACCCCCUGACACUGUGCAGAGUGACAACAAAGAACUAGACGAUGCGUUGGAUCAACUUUCUGACAGUCUAGGACAAAGGCAGCCUGAUCCAGAUGACAACAAACCAAUAGAGGAUAAGGUCAAGGAAAGAGCUAAAGCCAAACACAGAGACAAGCUGGGAGAAAGAGAUGACACCAUCCCCCCUGAAUACAGACACCUCUUGGAUAAUGGGGAGGGCAAACCAGCAAAGCCACCUGCAAAGAAACCCAAGGACUCAAAGAAACCUGAAGAUGACAAAGACCCCAUUGAUGCCCUGUCAGGCGAUUUUGACAGCUGUCCUGCACCCACAGGAGCCUCAGAGAACACAGCAGAGGACAAAGUCAAGAGAACUGCUCCCAGCACCAAAGCAGCCAAGAAUGGAGGUAAAGCAAAGGAGUCCGCCAAGGCAAAAGAGGAAACUUCCAAGCUAAAAGCUGAUGGAAAAAAUACAAGUUAAAGUUCACACUAUUUGGUAUCUGCCUAUAAAAUCUUCAGGUGGAUGGUGACUUUUGAAGGACAAAAGGUUUUGAACAACAGCAAAUUUUUCUGGGUGGCUUCUAAGACAGUGUUACUUGUCGAAUCUUGACAUCCUAAACAUUGGUUAUUCUUUUCCCAGAAAGAAAAUGAAUUUGUGUGGUUCAUCUGUGUUAUUGUACUGAGUGUUGAUAAACUUCGAAUUUUUAAAAAAUGCCUUCAGUUGGGAGAGAUGGGAACUUUAUAUUUCUACGAGAUAUAUUUGAUAGUUUCUUAAAGCAACACACAAAAAAAGGAAAAACCUUUGCAAACUUUUGCACAUUCUACACACAGUGCCUGUAAAUCUCAUUCAUAUUUUCAGUUAGCACUUAAUUCUUUUGUUGUGGUUAGCAUUUGGAAAACAAUGCUUUGAACAUGUUGAAUGUCCUGAUUUCUCAUGAUCCAUUUCCUCUUGGGCUUUGGAACUGUACUUGAGAUUUCUUUGGGUUACUGUUUAUAAGUCCCCCAACCUAAAAUAUUGUACAUUGGGCACAUUAUCUCCUCUUGGGCUGCUAAUAAAUUGAUAACCUGGACAGACCAGGAUGCGCUGCA
Molecule: messenger RNA, 3223 nt
Organism: Callorhinus ursinus (northern fur seal)
Lineage: Eukaryota; Metazoa; Chordata; Mammalia; Carnivora; Otariidae
Gene: CAST
Product: calpastatin
Cellular component (GO): cytoplasm
Molecular function (GO): calcium-dependent cysteine-type endopeptidase inhibitor activity
Source: RefSeq, a predicted model, not a curated record